Messenger RNA from Parnassius apollo (apollo), 234 nucleotides. NCBI's taxonomy places the organism in Eukaryota, Metazoa, Arthropoda, Insecta, Lepidoptera, Papilionidae. The record is from the annotation of a GenBank genome assembly.
AUGGCGGUGGUAACAUGUAUUACAAUUGGGGAGUUGUACGAUGAUACGUCGAAACAUGAUGAUAAUGGAGUUCUAGAAAGACUUAAACAGUUAGUAAAGAACAAUUUCCCAGAGGGUUGGCGUGAAUGGAAGGUUGCAAGGCUAUCCAAAAAAGAUACAGUUGGUGCAAAUCCGGACCCACAACUUCUGAAUAAGAUAUGCUCUCCCCACGAUUGGAAUUGUAACGGCCUUUAA